UUAGAGGCAGCUCUUCACAGAGAUGAUGUGGAGUUCAUCAGUGACCUGAUCGCCUGCCUGCUCCAAGGCUGCUAUCAACGGCGGGACAUCACGCCUCAGACAUUCCACAGCUACCUGGAAGACAUCAUCAACUACCGCUGGGAGCUCGAAGAAGGGAAGCCCAACCCGCUGAGAGAAGCCAGCUUCCAGGACCUGCCUCUUCGAACGCGCGUGGAGAUCCUUCACCGCCUCUGUGACUAUCGCCUCGACGCAGACGAUGUCUUCGAUCUGCUCAAGGGUUUGGAUGCAGACAGCCUCCGCGUGGAGCCAUUGGGGGAGGACAAUUCUGGGGCUCUCUAUUGGUAUUUCUAUGGAACACGAAUGUACAAAGAGGACCCGGUACAAGGAAAAUCCAAUGGAGAACUUACCUUGGGCAGGGAAAAUGAAGGACAAAAAACUAUCUCAAGUAUUCCUGGGAAAACAGGAAAAAGAAGAGGAAGACCCCCAAAACGUAAGAAAAUACAGGAAGAAAUUAUAUUGAGUGAAAAGCAGGAAGAGAACUCCUUGGCAUCAGAGCCACAGACAAGAAAUGGAUCACAAGGGCCAGGCCAAGGCACGUGGUGGCUUCUGUGCCAGACAGAAGAAGAAUGGAGACGGGUCACCGAGAGCUUUCGAGAGAGGACAUCGCUCCGGGAACGGCAACUCUACAAGCUCCUCAGCGAGGACUUCCUGCCGGAGAUCUGCAACAUGAUUGCCCAGAAGGGAAAACGUCCACAGCGCACACAGGCAGAGUUGCACCCCAGGUGGAUGUUUGACCACCUGCCUGUCAAAUCCAUCAAGCCAGAGGAGACGCCUGUGCUGACUCGAAUAGAGAAACAGAAGCGCAAAGAGGAGGAGGAAGAGCGCCAGAUUCUCCUGGCCGUGCAGAAGAAGGAGCACGAGCAGAUGCUGAAGGAAGAGCGGAAGCGGGAGUUGGAGGAGAAGGUCAAGGCCGUGGAAGAUCGAGCUAAGCGGAGAAAGCUCAGGGAAGAAAGGGCAUGGCUCCUGGCUCAAGGGAAAGAGCUCCCUCCAGAACUUUCCCAUCUGGAUCCCAGUUCCCCCGUACGAGAAGAGAAAAAGACCAAGGACCUCUUUGAGUUGGAUGAUGACUUCACCGCCAUGUAUAAAGUUCUAGAUGUGGUAAAGGCUCACAAAGACUCCUGGCCCUUUCUGGAACCUGUGGAUGAAUCUUACGCCCCUAACUACUACCAGAUUAUCAAGGUCCCCAUGGAUAUUUCAAGCAUGGAGAAGAAGCUGAAUGGCGGUUUAUACUGUACCAAGGAAGAAUUUGUAAAUGACAUGAAGACCAUGUUCAGAAAUUGUCGGAAAUACAACGGGGAGAGCAGUGAGUAUACCAAGAUGUCUGAGAAUUUAGAGCGGUGUUUCCAUCGGGCGAUGACAAAACAUUUUCCUGGCGAGGAUGGCGACACAGAUGAAGAGUUUUGGAUCCGAGAGGAUGAAAAACGGGAGAAGAGACGGAGUCGGGCUGGGCGCAGCGGUGGGAGCCAUGUGUGGACCCGAUCCCGGGACCCAGAAGGGCCCAGCAGGAAACAGCCGCCCGUGGAGAACGGAGGAAAGUCGUUGCCCCCUGCGCGCCGAGCCACCUCUUCCGGGGACGACCCGGGCAGCAGCUCCACACAGCCCCCUCGGGAGGUGGGCACUUCCAACGGCCGAGGCUUUUCUCGCCCCCUGCACUGCGGUGGGAUGCCCAGCCAGGCACCCUUUUUAAACCAGAUGAGGCCUGCAGUGCCAGGGACAUUUGGCCCUCUGCGAGGAUCAGAUCCCGCCCACUUGUACGGCUCCUCUGGUGUCCCAGAGCCCCAUCCUGGAGAGCCCGUCCAGCAGCACCAGCCCUUCCCCGUGCAGCCUCCAGUUGGAAUGAACAGCCACCGGGGACCCAGGCUAGGUGCACCUGAAGAGAACCCAGUGUGCGGGGGCCUGACGCACCUUUCCAACAUGGGGCCCCAUCCGGGGUCCCUGCAGCUCGGACAGAUGAGUGGCUCCACUCAGGAUGGAAGCAUGUACCCUCCGGCGCAGUUCCAGCCAGGAUUUAUUCCUCCCAGGCCUGCUGGGGCUGCAGCCCGGCCACCAGACUUCCCCGAGAGCUCAGAGAUUCCUCCUAGCCACAUGUAUCGUUCAUACAAGUACCUGAACCGCGUACACUCUGCCGUCUGGAAUGGGAACCACGGUGCCACCCACCCGGGACCCCUGGGCCCAGAUGAGAAGCCCCACCUGGGGCCAGGACCCUCUCACCAGCCUCGUACUCUCGGCCACAUGAUGGACUCCCGAGUGAUGAGACCGCCGGUGCCCUCCAACCAGUGGACUGAACAGUCGAGCUUUCUACCUCAUGGGGUCCCUUCCUCAGGGUAUAUGCGGCCGCCCUGUAAGUCUGCCGGGCACCGGUUGCAGCCGCCUCCAGCGCCAGCACCCAGCUCUCUGUUUGCAGCACCCUCCCAGGCUCUGCGGGGGGUGCAGGGAGGGGACUCCAUGAUGGACAGCCCAGAGAUGAUCGCCAUGCAGCAGCUGUCCUCUCGCGUCUGCCCACCUGGUGUGCCUUACCACCCCCGCCAGCCUGCGCCUGCCCAUUUACCUGGCCCUUUUCCGCAGGUAGCUCACUCCGCGUCCGUCGGCGGGUGCGCCCCCAAGCCCGCCUUGGGCAACCCCGGGAGGACGCCGGACAGCGGCCAAAUGCAGGAGCCUGAGAGCGACCGAGCAGAGCCCAUGCCUGGCCUCGAGGAGAAACCAGCCGCCGUUAGUGCUUCAGAGGGGGUAUACCUCAAGCAGCUACCUCACCCCACACCCCCUCUGCAGACCGACUGCACCAGGCAGGGCUCCCCCCGAGACAGGGAAGCCGCAGGCCCGGACCUCAAGAGCGAGUCCGCAGACUCCACAGACCACUGCAAGGCGGCCAAGGGGAGGAGCGCCUGGGCCCUGGAGAGCGGCUACCCCAGCCCGGCCGCCCACGGGUGCCUGCGGGACCUCUCCAUGGUGGCCGACAGGGGGGCCCUCCCCGAGAACGGAGUCAUGGGCGAGGCGUCGCCUUGCGGAUCCGAGGGCAAGGGCCUGGGUGGCGGUGGCUCUGAAAAGCCGCUCUGCCCCAGAGGGAAAGCCCUGCAGGAGGCCAUGCCGUGUCCGGGACAGAAUGCGGCUACGCCCCCCCACGCGGACCCCAGCCUGAUGGGGGGGUCCGUGAGCCAGUUUUCCCCCUUGUACAUGCCCGGCCUGGAGUACUCCAACUCAGCCCCGCAUUACCACGUGGCGCCGGGCCUGCCAGGCUUGGGCCCAGUGAUGGGCGCGAAAGCCUCAGUGCCCCAUCCUCAGCAUUUCCCUCCUCGCAGCUUCCCGGCCAACAGUCCCCACUCGGGGGUCUUCCCCCGGUACCGCCCUCCCCAGGGGGUGAGGUACUCGUACCACCCACCGCCUCAGCCUUCCUUCCACCACUACCCGCGAACUCCUUACUACGCGUGUCCACAGGGCUUUGCCGACUGGCAGAGACCUCUCCCCACCCAGGCAAGCCCGGGCGGCGCCCCGGCUGGCCAGCCUCCCCCGCCCAGGACCCUCUUCUCAGACAAGAAUGCCAUGGCCAGCCUGCAGGGCUGCGAGACACUGAAUGCUGCCUUAACCCCCCCGACCCGCAUGGAUGCAGUGGCUGCUAAAGCUGUCCCCCCCGACGGGCAGAAUCCGGGUCCAGAGGGAGAGAAGCCGGACGAAUCCAUGGAGAGGCCAGAGAGUCCCAAAGAGUUCCUAGACCUGGACAACCACAACGCGGCAGCCAAGCGGCAGAGCUCACUCUCCGCCAGCGAGUAUCUCUACGGACCCCCGCCGCCACCUCUGAGUUCAGGAAUGGGUUUCGCACCGUCCGCGUUCCCCCCCCACGGCAUGAUGCUGCAGCCAGGACCUCCGUACACGCCGCCGCGGCCGGCCGGGCACUUCCAGCCCCGGGCUUACUCUUCGCCGGGCGCUGCCCACCCGCCCUGCCAUCCCGGGGCCACCCAGCCCAACGGCCUCUCGCCGGAGGGCCCCCUCUACCGCUGCCAGGAGGAGGGCCUGGGCCACUUUCAAGCUGUGAUGAUGGAACAAAUCGGCAGUGGAAGUGGCAUGCGGGGACCUUUCCAGGAAAUGUACAGGCCGCCAGGGAUGCCGAUGCACCCGGUCCAGGCGCAGGCCUCGUUCCCAAAGACCCCAGCACCAGCAGCGCCGCAGGAGGAGCUCCCGCCUCACAAGCCCCCGACCCUUCCUCUGGAUCAGGUUGGAAGCGCUCGAAAGCUAGUCCGAGGAGGAAAUGGAAAGCCGUGCAUGAAGCCUGGAACGUGGAGAACUGGGGGUGUGGACCUCGCCCGGCUCCAUUCCCGUCCGCCUCCCCGUCCCUCCGCAGUGAAUCCCACAGCCCCGGAAGCACGCUCCUCAGCUGACCGGCCCGCAGCCUUCGGGGGCCCUGGGCCGGGGGUCCUGGCACAGCUGAACCCGACGGUCAAGAACGCCCGCGCUGCGGCGGCUGAGGACUUGUCCAGAGCCUGA
This is a messenger RNA of Carlito syrichta (Philippine tarsier), 4536 nucleotides long. RefSeq names its product cat eye syndrome critical region protein 2. The coding region runs from base 361 to 4536 and encodes 1391 amino acids. The record is from RefSeq and is a predicted model, not a curated record. Gene Ontology annotation, molecular function: protein binding. Lineage: Eukaryota; Metazoa; Chordata; Mammalia; Primates; Tarsiidae. The transcript is spliced from 18 exons. Gene Ontology annotation, cellular component: CERF complex. Gene Ontology annotation, biological process: chromatin remodeling.